ACUUCCAACAGUUUCACAAUUUUGAAUCAUUGUUUAAUUUCUUCCGGAUUACUCUUUAUACUUCAAUAAACAAUUUACAAUGAUGACUCCUACGGAUUUCAUGAGAUCAUUCAUAAGCCAAUCUUGGCUGGAGGAUGAAAUCGAAGGAUCAAUCCGACAAUUGGCUGGCACCGAGUCCCAAACAACUCAAACAGGAGGAGAAACUGCUGAAGGAAAGGAAGAGGAGGUGAACAAGAAUGUCACUCCAGAAGAAGCAUUCAAGGCUGUUACUGUUGAAGGGCCCGAGCUUUUGAACCAAAUGCACACCUCCGCAAUGACCUAUCCAAAUACAUACGACAAAUUCCUCAACAACAUGGACAUGAAUCGUAUUCCACACCUCUACUGCUUCGACCACUCGCGUGUUGAGUUGGCUCCACAGGAUGGGAAGGAUGACUUCUAUAAUGCUUCAUGGGUUGAUGGAUACAGCAAGAAAUCCGCCUACAUCUUCGCUCAAGCUCCAUUCAACGACCACACCGAGUAUAUUUUCUGGAGAAUGGUGUCUGAAAGGAAACCGUCGAUGAUCCUUGUCUUCGGUGACAUUGAUGAGAAGCAAAAACGCAAGGCUCCAUAUGACAUCUCGGAUCGUGGAUUUGAAAAGUCAUUCCUUCAUGAAUUCGGAGCCAAGAGUCUGGAAGAAUGUGAGCUCAAAGCCAAGAUCUGUCGUAAAUUUUGGCCGGAAAAAAGAUCGAAGAAAGAUUUUCCAACAUUGUCGAUUCAAGCAUCAGAUGAUCAUUCGGAGACUCAUAUGAAGACUUUCAAUUUGACAGUCACUGAAAAGAAACAAGAUCAUCAAACUGUUCUCAUGCAUUUCUAUGAGUGGGCGGAUGCAUCCAAGUUGCCGGAGUACAUGUUGGAUAUGAGAGCUUCGAUCAAACUGCAAUACAUUCGUAGUUCUAAGAAGACUGGUGUCUGCAUUGGUCCGAUCAUGCUCGUUUGUGCCACUGGAGUUGAAAAAUGCGCAAUUUCUGCAACAAUUGACAUCAUUGUGAGCCGCAUCACCGAGGAACACAGAGUCGGAUUCAAGGAAACAAUGUCGGCAAUCAAGAUGCAGAGAUUCGGAUGUUUCCGUACUGUUGGGCCAUACUCGACUGCUUGUGAAAUGCUCAUGAAGUUUGCUGUCACAACUGGUGUUGUACACGAUGCAGCAAUUGGAGAGAAGCCGAAGCCACAAAAGUCAAUUGUUGGAAAGGGACCGAAGAGUGGAUUUAUCACUAAGAAGAAGCCAUCCGGAAAAUAGAACUCGCUAGAUUUAUAAAUAAAGUUUUGUCAGGAAUU
Caenorhabditis elegans is the source of this 1314-nucleotide messenger RNA. RefSeq names its product Tyrosine-protein phosphatase domain-containing protein (gene M05D6.3). Lineage: Eukaryota; Metazoa; Nematoda; Chromadorea; Rhabditida; Rhabditidae. The record is from RefSeq and is marked reviewed. Gene Ontology annotation, molecular function: protein tyrosine/serine/threonine phosphatase activity; protein tyrosine phosphatase activity; hydrolase activity. The coding region runs from base 83 to 1276 and encodes 397 amino acids. The transcript has 5 exons.